Octopus bimaculoides (California two-spot octopus) is the source of this 4679-nucleotide messenger RNA. Its product is annotated as WD repeat-containing and planar cell polarity effector protein fritz homolog. Lineage: Eukaryota; Metazoa; Mollusca; Cephalopoda; Octopoda; Octopodidae. Gene Ontology annotation, molecular function: protein binding. Gene Ontology annotation, cellular component: axonemal basal plate. Gene Ontology annotation, biological process: cilium organization; nervous system development; establishment of protein localization. The record is from RefSeq and is a predicted model, not a curated record.
CCUGCUUAAUCUCUUUACGAAAUGAAUUAAUUAUAUUUAGUCACAUCAUUUAAUCCGUUAUAAUGAACUUUAUUUUAUUGUAAUUUACUUCAUACUUAAUCGAUUUCCGUAUGAAAAAUCUAAGAGUGUUCAAACCCUUGGUUAAACUUGAAAUUCUGUAUUUAUUAUCCCUUGCUCAGCCCGUCAUUGCUCUCAAUAUCAGCGAUGCUACCGAGUUUUUCUUUAAAAUGUUUCUUUGGAAACCGUAUUCGAACCUCUGUAAGGGGUUUUUAAAAUUCAAGUGAGUCAACUUAACGAAAUUAAUAUUAUUUUGCUUGAUUGUUUGUUUUAUUGUUUGGUUCCUGUCAUUCGCAAUGACAGGUUGUGUGGCUGAAUUGUUUUUCUGGACUGUCGGAAGCAAUGUUUACAUACCUGAUAACAUCACUGGUUGUCAUGUGUACCACGAAAAAGAUGAAAGAGUCUCCAGAGCGGAACAUCCAUAUUGGCAUGAAAAACAAAUGUAUACAGAAAGUCGUGAUAUUACUUGGAGUCUACGUAACAAGAGACCGGAUAAACUUAGGGAUACUUUAAAAGAAGUGGAAAUUUUAUUAAGCCAAUACAAAUGUGUUAAGGCCAGUUGGAAAAAUAAAGUCGUCCUCCAGAUUAUUUUAAGCAAUGGAUAUGUAAUUACGUACCUUGUUAAACAAAAUGUUGCCGAUAUCGAAAAAGUACUCAUUGAUAAAUCACUUUGUGGAAAAUUGAGCGGAGAAUUCAUUUCCGAUGCUCUCCUAACCAACAGUUUUAUUAUUCUGUCAUAUCCUAAUCUCGCUAAAUUGGAUUAUGUUUACUUUCAAAAAAGAGGCAACGCGGGAGAUGUCGGGAAGAAAAUUGAGAAAGUGUCAGCUUUUGAUCCAAAAUUUGGUCAUUUUCAAAUCCCUGGACCAUCAACAAGAAGAGUAAACAGACACUUAUCUUAUUGUUCUGAUCGAAAUUUGCUCUUGGUUUGGUGUUCUAUCAAUCCCAAGGAUGGUUGUCCGUGGUCACCGCUGGUCAGUGAUUGUGAACAGGCCAAUUUGGUGUUGUUAUCAAUAAAUGGACCUCGAUUAGAAGUUAUUUCUCACGUCAAAACAGAAUAUAACCUUCUGAAUGCUACUUUGAGUCAAAAAACUCAACAAAUAAUUACGGUAGAGCUGGUCUCAAGUCGGUCAGAGGAAACAACUGUUGAAAGAGGGACAUAUGAAAUCUUAAAAACAAAGUUACAACAGAGUAGAUCUAUAUCUAUGACUUUGCCCAGUCUCUUCACCUGCCUUAGUGUCCAUCCCUCAACAAACAGACUGCUAUUUGGUUGUCAAGAUGGAACUUUAGUGAUGUUUGAUGAAACUUUUAUGACAAUGCAUUCAACCCAAGCCAGUUUAGUACCAGUAAAUAUAAAAUGGCACUCAAAUGGUGCUGUUGCGUUUGUUGUAAGUGCCUCUGGGAAUAUUCAGUUAUUUGAUCUCGCUCUUAACCACCUCAACUUCCAGUUGCUUGGUGACCAGUUUUCUUCAGAGAAAGUAUUAAAGACUGAUAUGUUUUUUAAGAAAACCGUUUUCUUUGAAGAUAUGCAAUGGAAUGAUUGUGACAAUGAUACUGAACUUUCAAGAAAUUCUCAAUUUCUUUUACUUAUAUUCAACAAAGGCCCACUAGCUGUUUUACAGUUAUACUUUGGCCUUAUGAGUCAAGAAGGUUUGUCUGUCCUUGAACUGAUCAAAGAAUAUAUAAAACACCAACAGCUUUAUGAAGCUACCAACCUGUUAUGUUCUUUACAUUGGGAAAGCGAUGGCCCAAGUUGCUAUGCAGGUAUUUCAGCUAUUGCUAAUUACCUUUUGCGACUGCCACUCAAUGCAGAAAGAGAAAGCUACCUUGAAAAGACUCUAGGUAUGUUUUAUUCUCCAGUGAAAACAUCAAUUGCUAACAUAUUAGAAUAUCGAGAUCCAAUAUGUAGACUUGCUCGACGAUUUUUUCAUUUGCUUCUCAGAUAUUCUCGGUUUGAAAAGGCUUUCUUGCUUGCUGUUGAUAUAGGGAGUGAAGAUCUGUUCAUGGACUUACAUUACACUGCUGUAGAUCACAAUGAAACGUCAUUAGCAGAAGUUUCAAAAAAGAAGGCUGAAGAAAUUCAAGAGUUAUGCAUAAAUUCUUCAGAAGAAGAAAGUUCUGAGUCAGACUAUCAUUCUGAUUACUAUCAGAAUCCUUUGCAGAGCUAUCCCAGUAACUCUGACCUUGUUGAAAAGGUGAUGCACCAUCAAAAAAUUAAGAAAUCACCUAGUCUGCAAGAACGAUGUCCAAGUCGUGUCCCAAAAUUAAGAUUAAGACAUCGUACAGAAAAUACCGACAAAGAUUCAACUGUUGAUUAUUUCCAUUCCACAACCUCUUAUCAACCCUCUGAAAACUAUCAUGAUGCAAUCGGUAAGGAAUUGGUUAAUGAAUUAAUUCAAGACUACACAGAUGCUUUACUGGACAAACCUACAAUUGAUGUUGAUGGCUCUAGUCAUGUUUUUACAUAUUUAUAGUUAUUUAACAUUAGCCAAAAUAAUUAAAAACAAAACCCUUAAGCUCCUUAAGGGAACUUCAACACAGUUGCUCAAUCUGCUAGAAAUAGCAGCUAAAUUCAUUCACAUCAUACCCUACCAUCUUAACCAUUUACCUGUCUAAAGCAUUUUCAUAAGUUUGUCCAAACCAUCCAUGCUUGUUUUCAGACUUUUGGUAAGCCCUUCUUUCAUAUGUCCUGAGUAACAUAAAGCUUUCUUUAAUAAAUUCCAUGUUGCUCUGGUGGUUGAAAAAAAUUGCCAAUGUGAAUCAUAUAUGAUGAAUGGAUGCCAGGGAAAUACACAGGACAUAUAAAGUUUUAAGAAAAAAAGGAUACAUUAGAAAAUGUAGUCCUACAUAUACAAAAAAGAUGGGAUGGUUACACCUGGAAUGCCUUUGACAGUAGAUUUGCUUAAUCAAAGCUCACCUGGGAUUAAACAACAGCUAAAACACCUGUUUCAUUACUUCAAAGUUAAGUACCAUCAGAAAAUGGUUAUUUUCUGGUGAACCACUGCUCCUUGCAUAGCAAACAGGCUCCUGCAAAGAAAGCAUACAUUUUGUUUUUCUUCCAUCUAUUUGUUUAUGUUUGGGAAAAAUGAAUAUUGAGAUAUAAAAUAUUUGAUUUUGGAUUCUUUAAAUUCUUAAUCAGUGUUUGUCAACCAUUUUCUUUUCCUGUGGUGCCUUUUUGGUUCCUGUUAUAUUCAUAUAAAUCCUCCUAGCCAUUAGAUGUUUAACAAAAUCCUAUUAUAGAUCCUUCUAGCCAUUCAAUGUUUAACAAAAUCCUAUUAUAAAAGUUGUUGUUGGCACUCCGUCGCUUACGACGUUGAGGGUUCCAGUUGAUCCGAUCAACGAAACAGCCUACUCAUGAAAUUAACGUGCAAGUGGCUGAGCACUCCACAGACACGUGUACCCUUAACAUAGUUCUCGAGGAUAUUCAGCGUGACAAGGCUGACCCAUUUGAAUUACAGGUACAACAGAAACAGGAAGUAAGAGUGAGAGAAAGUUGUGGUGGAAGAGUACAGCAGGGUUCGCCACCAUCCCCUGCCAGACCCUCGUGGAGCUUUAGGUGUUUUCGCUCAAUAAACACUCACAACGCCCUGUCUAGGAAUCGAAACCGCGAUCCUAUGACCGCGAGUCUGCUGCCCUAACCACUGGGCCAUUGCGCCUCCACAUUAUAAAAGUAUAACCAAAUUUAUUGCUCAUGAAUUUUAACAAGAUCUUAUAUGCGCCUCCAAGGGUCAUGUGGACCCCGGAUGAGAACCACAGCUGUAAAUAAAUGGCAACAUCUUUUCCUUCCAUUCUAAUGAUGCUAAGGACCAGAAAAUUAUUUUAAAGAAGAUAAAAUUCAUUAGGUGCAAACAUGGCUGUGUGAUUAAGAAGCAUACUUCAUGAUAGUGUCGUUUCAGGUUCAGUCCCAAUGCGUAGCACCUUGAGUGAGUAAUUUGUACCAUAGCCCUGGGCCAACAAAUACUUUGUGAGUAAAUUUGAUAAAUGGAAACUGUGCAGAAGCCUAUUGUGUAUGUAUGUGUGUGUAUGUCUUUAUCCUACACCCCACUUGACAACCGGUGUUGUUUCGUUUAUGUCCCCUGUAACUUAGCAGUUCAGCAACAGAGACUGAUAAAAUAAGUACCAGACUAAAGAAAAAAAAAUUAAUUGGAGUCGAUUCAUUUGGCAAAAUCUUUGAAGGCAGCAUCCUGGCUUAGUUGCAGUUUGGUAUAAAAGACAUUCAAAUGCUACCAUUCCUGUACACUAGCGUAGCUAGGGGGUGCGGUAGGGUUGGUCCACCGUGGGUGGCUCUUUCAAAGGGGCAGCACUUUUGGGUCUGUUGUAGGCAAUAUGUGUUUUUUUGUGGGGUCUGGGACAGCAAACGGAAGGGCACACUCUAGCCUGAGUGGCACACACUCUAGCUACACUAGUGUUCCUGUAUCAUAUUUAAUCUCAUUGUUGAUAAAUAGGACACUUGUACCUAAAAACGACAUAGUUUUCUGGUUGAUAACAACAUUUUGUACAUGUAAACCGCAUUCUCUUUUCCAUUUCCAUGUUAACAUACCAUCCAAAGAUUUCUUUGGAAAUGUAAAUUAUAUUUUUCUUUCCUUUCUUUUCACCUACAUCUAAUAAAAAUUAAAAAGUUGUGA